AUGGUGGAAAUAUUUCUGCCGUUAUGGUCAGGGGCGCGCCGCCUCAUCGUCCCCACGCUUGGACGUUUUGGCAGGCGUGUCCUGCAGGAAGAGGUCCACUCUGCUGGCUUCUCUCUGCAUGUGUUAGCCCUGGGGGGCGAGGCCUGUCCCUCCCCAGCCCUGCUCUGUAGCUGGAGGCAGCAGGGGAACUGCACUCACAACAUCUAUGGCAACACUGAGGUGUCCUGCUCGGCCGGCUGCUACAACUUCCCAGAGCGCCUUCUGCAGUCUACUGAUCUUCGUCCUCCUCUGAUGGAGACCACAAUGGAAGUAAGAGAUGAGGAUGGCUGUGUCGUUACUCAGGGGGAAGAACAGGAUGCAGGCCCUGGACCUGGCCACCGGGGGGCUGCUGUGGGAGAGGGUCUCGGGACAGGAUCGAGUCCUCUGCUGCUGUGUCCGGAUGUGGAAGACUCAUCGUGGUUGUCUGGGAAGACACAGUGGGUGUUUGAGACUGGAGAUGCUGUGAAGAGCUGUCCUACUGUGGAUGGCCACGUCUAUGCCCUCGACUCACAGGUUUGGCAGUGUGUGUGGAAGCACCACUGUGGGAGUGGAUUGGUGUUCUCCUCACCCUGUCUCCAUCCCUCUCUAACAGCAUUGUGUCACCACCCUUGGUGAAACUUCCUCUGUCUCCAUCCUGACACUGGUAUUGUCCUGUGGAUGUAUUCCAGGAAGACUACGUUUUUCUCCAUCCCAAGCUGCUCCAUUGGAAACAUAAUCAUCGGCUCUGUGAAUGGAAACAUCUGCUGCCUCAGCCACACAGGAAAAUGCUGUGGCAGUAUGUGACCAAGUGACUAGUCUUCUCAUCCCCCUGCAUCACACCAGACAAGCAGAGCGUUGUGUGUGGGUCACAUGACGGGUGUGUGUACUGUCUGAAUUGUGCUACCAGAGGGUGUACUCCAGCCCAUGUGUGUUUGAGGGGUCAGCCUGGGGUUUGGAGGGUACAUUGGUGGACGUGGUCUCCACAGAUGGGACCCUGUGUGUUCUGGCAGGAAAGAAUGGAACUCUGAGAGCCUCUCUCUCUGCCCAGGGGGCUCUUCUCCUCUCCUGUGGUGUGGCAGCGCUCCUGGUGGUCGGAUGACGCAAUGACUUUGUGUACUGUGUGGAGCCGACAGAUGAGCUCAAAUAGAUUCCUGAGAUGACAUCAUGUAUUUUUGUACUAUAUUAUAAUAUUAAAGAAUAAUAUAGGAAA
Molecule: messenger RNA, 1228 nt
Organism: Coregonus clupeaformis (lake whitefish)
Lineage: Eukaryota; Metazoa; Chordata; Actinopteri; Salmoniformes; Salmonidae
Product: beta-alanine-activating enzyme
Biological process (GO): amino acid activation for nonribosomal peptide biosynthetic process
Molecular function (GO): protein binding
Source: RefSeq, a predicted model, not a curated record